Molecule: messenger RNA, 660 nt
Organism: Prorocentrum cordatum
Lineage: Eukaryota; Dinophyceae; Prorocentrales; Prorocentraceae
Source: the annotation of a GenBank genome assembly
AUGGCGGGCGACGCCAUUGGCCCGCAAAGCGCGGGCCUGUCCGAGGAGCCCUCCUCCGGCGGCCUGCGCCUGGGCAACACCCUCUGCUGGGAGGCGCCGAACAUCGCCGGCGCCCAGCUGUCCUUCGAGCGCUGCUGCCUGGGCUCCGAGGCCGACGAGGACGACUGCUUCCUCCCGCUCGGCGGCUGGUAUGGGCGGGACUUCUGCUGCCACGAGCCCGUGGAGGACGGCUGCGACUGGGACGGGGUGCUGUCGCGCAUGGCGUGGGCCGACCCGGGGAACCCGCAGACCGGAGCGCUGCGGGAGUACCCCGUGCUGCUGCGCGAGUUCUGCUGCCUCUUCCCCGGCGGCGAGGGUGGCGGCCCCCACGCCUGCUGGGGCGCGGACCCCGGCGUCGACGAGGGCACCUUGCCCGCCGGCUUCCUGCAGUGCUGCUUCCCGGUGCUCCAGCGGCGCCUCGGGAGCCCUUCGGGGGACCCCGCGUGGAUCCAGGCGGAGCUGGACCGCGAGUUCGAGCCCUUCAGGGGGCUGCGCUGGACUUAUCUCCCAGACCCCCGACCUGGACUCCUUCGAGGUUGCCGUCCUGGAGGUGCCGUGGGCUUCGGGGAACCGGCCGUGCCGCCUGAGGGUGCGCGGGGGCUACAGGGUGUCGCACUGUGA